AUGCCCUCUUCGAAGCGUAACCGUGUCAUUCCGACCUCCAAAACACGCAAGAACCGCAAAGACCUUGUGCGCCGACUCGCCGCAAAUGUCCAAGAGGCCGCUGAAAAAUACUCCUACAUUUGGGUUUUUGAUGUUCAGAACACCCGCAACAACUUCCUGAAACAGGUCAGAGCGGAAUUCGAUGACUCAAGGAUCAUGAUGGGAAAGACAAAGGUCAUGGCAGUAGGACUAGGGACCACUCCGGAAACCGAGUGUGUUCCUGGCGUUGGUGCAUUGGCCCCAUAUGUGAAAGGAGACAUUGGGUUACUAUUCACAGAUCGCGAGCCCGCAGAGAUUGAGGAGUACUUUGAGAACUUCUCAAACCUUGAUUUUGCAAGAAGCGGCUUUACAGCAUCUCAAGAGAUCAGAAUUCCCCCUGGUGAGCUUUAUACCCAAUACGGCGUCGAUGGUGGUGAGGACGACCCUCUUCCUAUUCAGAUCGAACCAACGUUGAGGAAACUCGGCAUUCCCACGCGGCUGGUCAAGGGUAAGGUGGUUCUGGAAGAGCGCCCAGAUGGCUCAAUGGAUGAUGAGGACGGCUACUUGGUCUGCAAAGAAGGCGACAUACUGGACUCCAGGAAGACCUCCAUCCUCAAAAUCCUAGGUGUUCGUAUGUCUGAAUUCAAGAUUGAGUUGCGGGCUGUUUUCAACAAGAACGAAGCAAGUGUGCGCGAAAUCGGAGGCAUGGAGUUGGAUGCGAUUGCGGAAUGA
Messenger RNA from Exophiala aquamarina CBS 119918, 750 nucleotides. RefSeq lists its product as uncharacterized. Lineage: Eukaryota; Fungi; Ascomycota; Eurotiomycetes; Chaetothyriales; Herpotrichiellaceae. Gene Ontology annotation, biological process: ribosomal large subunit biogenesis; ribosomal large subunit assembly; nuclear-transcribed mRNA catabolic process. The record is from RefSeq and is a predicted model, not a curated record. Bases 1 to 750 code for a protein of 249 amino acids. Gene Ontology annotation, molecular function: RNA binding. The transcript has a single exon. Gene Ontology annotation, cellular component: preribosome, large subunit precursor; nucleolus.